GCCGGAGAGCCAGCGAGCGAGAGCCUGCCGCCUCCUCUCCGCGUUUGGCCGCCGCUUGGCGCGCUUCGUGCGCGCCCAAGCAGCAGCAGCAGGAGGAGGCGCGCCGCCCCACCGGGAGGUGGCUGCCUCGGACGGGGCGCAGCAUGCGGGGCGCCUCCGAUGCCUCUUGGUGCCCCCGACGCCGCCCCGGCUGCUGCCCAUGGAGAUCGCGCUGGUAACGCUGGAGAACGGCGGCGCCACGGCCAUCGGCGAAGAUGGCCCCGGCGGCGGCCUGAGCCGGGCUGAGCGGCUCCCUUGGCUGCCCGAGUGCGGCGCCAAGGAGGGCUGCCCGGAGCCGGGCGCAGCGCGCGGCUCGCCGCGAGGCCUCCUGCGCCCACCCGACGUGGCCAUGCUGGCGGCCGACGAGGAAGGGCCCCCCCGCCCGGGCAGGGCCAGGCCCGCGGCGGGGGCCCCCUCGGCCACUGAGCCGCCGCCGUCUUCGUCGGCUGCGGCUGCUGGGGGCGACGAGGGCGACGAGGGGCCGGAGGCGGAGGCGGAGAGCGAGCGCGCCCUGGGCGGCCAGCAGCGCGUCCUGCUCAACAUCUCCGGGCUGCGCUUCGAGACGCAGCUGGGGACCCUCAGCCAGUUCCCGGACACGCUGCUUGGGGACCCCGAGAAGCGCAUGCGGUACUUCGACCCGCUGCGCAACGAGUACUUCUUCGACCGCAACCGGCCCAGCUUCGACGGCAUCCUCUACUUCUACCAGUCGGGCGGCAAGCUGCGGCGGCCCGUCAACGUCUCCAUCGACGUCUUCGCCGACGAGAUCCGCUUCUACCAGCUGGGCGACGAAGCCAUGGAGCGCUUCCGUGAGGACGAGGGCUUCAUCCGCGAGGAGGAGAAGCCGCUCCCGGCGCACGAGUUCCAGCGUCAGGUGUGGCUCAUCUUCGAGUACCCAGAAAGCUCCAGCUCUGCGCGGGGCAUCGCCAUCGUCUCGGUGCUCGUCAUCCUCAUCUCCAUCAUCACCUUCUGCCUGGAGACGCUGCCCGAGUUCCGCGACGAGCGGGAGCUGCGCCCGCCCCUGCUCCCGUCGCCCAACGGCACAGCGGAGAGCGCCCCGACGGCGCCCAGCACCCUCAGCGACCCCUUCUUCAUCAUCGAGACCACGUGCGUCAUCUGGUUCACCUUCGAGCUGCUGGUGCGCUUCUUCGCCUGCCCCAGCAAGCCCGAGUUCUCCAGGAACAUCAUGAACAUCAUUGACAUUGUGGCCAUCAUCCCCUACUUCAUCACCCUGGGGACGGAGCUGGCUCAGGAGCAGCAGAAGAAGGAGCAGCCGCAGGGCAGCAGCAGUAGCAGCAGCAGCAGCAACGGAGGCCAGCAGCAAGCCAUGUCCUUGGCCAUCCUCAGAGUCAUCCGCCUGGUCAGGGUCUUCCGGAUCUUCAAGCUCUCCAGGCACUCCAAGGGGCUGCAGAUCUUGGGUCAGACUUUGAAAGCCAGCAUGAGGGAGCUGGGCCUUCUCAUCUUCUUCCUUUUCAUCGGCGUGAUUCUCUUCUCCAGUGCCGUGUAUUUUGCUGAGGCUGAUGAUCCCGAAUCACAUUUCUCCAGCAUCCCUGAUGCCUUCUGGUGGGCCGUGGUCACCAUGACCACGGUGGGCUAUGGAGAUAUGAGGCCUGUCACUGUGGGGGGCAAGAUUGUGGGGUCCUUGUGUGCUAUUGCUGGCGUGCUCACCAUUGCCCUGCCUGUCCCGGUUAUUGUCUCCAACUUCAACUACUUCUACCACCGAGAAACGGACCAUGAGGGAGAGGCCAUCCUCAAGGAGGAGUCUAGUACUGCUCAGGGCGGCUCAGCCGGGGACUUGAAGAGACGAACCAGCAAAAACUCUUUGGACAAAUCCGUUGUGCACUUGGAAAACGCUGAGGGGGUUACCAAUGGGACCGGGUCUGUGGAAAAGGCCAACAUCAAAGCUAAAAGCAGCAUGGAUCUCAGAAAAUCUCUCUAUGCACUCUGCCUGGACACCAACAGGGAAACAGACCUGUAAGGCAAGGGGAAUAUAGGAAGAAGGUGAAGUUUGCUUGAUGGAAUUGUUAGAGAAAGCUAAACGGUACUGUCACUUACUAUUCAUUUUUGAAACAUGGUAGCCGUUCUUAAGAAACCUUCAGGAAAAAGCAAGUUAUUUUGUUUCAUUUUGGUUUUUAAUGUUCUCCCCUUCCCAUGAGACUGUCAUCUAUUUAUAAAACCAGCUAAGAUUAAGCUAGACACCUCCCAUUAUCUAGGAGGCUUUCUAAGCUGUUAAGUGCAAAUUGAUGUUGCUUGCGGAUAAUUUAUUUUACUAAAAAAACACAGUUCAUUUGUAGCACAGUUCAUUUGUCCAAACCUCUUUUUCCAUGGGAUUGUAAAUGGAUUAUUUGUUGGUACUGUAGUUUCAAGCUGAAAUAUUUCUAUUUUCUAUAUGUCUGAUUAUAUUUAUAGAUGAAAAGAGCACUUUUUCGGUGAUGUAUGACUUCAUAAAAUCUCUAGAAACUUUUAGUGAAGUAAUAUAUCCCCCCCCCUUUUAGUACAAAACUGAUUUUCUCGUGUGUGAAGUGAAUGUGGUAUUUUCAGCCUUCUAGCAGAAAAGUAUUUUGUUGUCAGAGUUGGGGUUUUGUUCUCUUGUUGAGCCUUAAAUUAUUAAAAAUGCAGAUUUUUUUUCUUAAUAAAUACAUAUAAUACUGUAUAAUAUUUCUGAUAAUCCAGUGAUGUGCUUUUUAUCCCAAGAAACAAAAAUCUUAAGAGUUUGUUGGUGUUGCUGUUUGGUUGCUUGUCCUUUAUAACUGGUGUUUUUUAAGGGUUUUGUUUUGUUUUGUUACUAGAAACUGUUUACUAUUAAUCAGGUUUGAUCCAAGUGCACCACAGAUCAAAGGCACUGGACAUGACAUAAGCAGAGCGUGAGAAUCAAUAUGUUCAGGAUGUGAAGCCUUUUGAAUUGGCACUCUAGAUUCCAGGUAGUACCAUUUAGUGCUUUCACUGUAUGGUUGUCUCACUGACAGUAUUUCAGGAAUGGUCGCUUCUGAAAGUAUUGAAUGCAGUUAUCUAAACAAUGCUCUUGUGGCUUCGAUUUUGCAUGGGACAAGCAUGGAGAAAUCUUCAAUGGGCCCAUUUGGCAGUCUCUUGCACAGAAGUUCUGGAUGAUAAAUGGCAGGAGUCAAGACUACCUUUAUGAAGCACAGAACUCCAUUGUUCACCUAGGAUAACGCAGCCUGCCGUGAAAUCAGCUGAGCCAGGUCUUCAGACAAAGAUCCUCGAUCAUUUUUGUUGUUGCUGCAGCAAGGAACCAAGUCAUAUGAGUUUGUGUCGAACUCCCAUUUCAUUGUGAAUGAAGGUUUCAGUCCUUUACCAAUGAACAUAGAAGAGGACCGGCAAUCAAGUCUGGCCCACCACAUGGUCUGAGGGACGGUGGACUGGCCCACAUCUGAAAAAGGUUGCUGACCCCUGCUUUAGGGGAUGCCUGGACCCUCAGAAUAGCAGUCUAGAAAAAUUAGAGGAACAUAGCAAACAUAUUGAAAUGGCAGCAGUUCUAUGUUAGACUUUUUAGCUUGUGGUUUGAAAUGCAAAGGUUCUGUUUCAGGUGACAGAAGAUUCUUGGCUCAUGUUUACCUGAUGCUAUGCAUUCAUCGUUAUGUCCCACUGAGUUUAAUGGAGAAUAUGAUGAACUCAACGUGCAUAACAUCUUAGAAGACUCUGGAAAAGUUAAACUUUGUAGCUGUAACAGUUGCAAAUGAUGAAAUCUGUAUUUUUAAACAAAGACCUUGGUUUACAUUUUCAAUAAAACCUUUUAAUUUUA
Molecule: messenger RNA, 3796 nt
Organism: Podarcis raffonei (Aeolian wall lizard)
Lineage: Eukaryota; Metazoa; Chordata; Lepidosauria; Squamata; Lacertidae
Gene: KCNA5
Product: potassium voltage-gated channel subfamily A member 5
Exons: 2
Coding region: 200-2014 (604 amino acids)
Biological process (GO): protein homooligomerization; potassium ion transmembrane transport
Cellular component (GO): membrane; voltage-gated potassium channel complex
Molecular function (GO): protein binding; delayed rectifier potassium channel activity
Source: RefSeq, a predicted model, not a curated record